Messenger RNA from Saccostrea cuccullata (small rock oyster), 1296 nucleotides. RefSeq names its product putative nuclease HARBI1. The coding region runs from base 332 to 1207 and encodes 291 amino acids. The record is from RefSeq and is a predicted model, not a curated record. NCBI's taxonomy places the organism in Eukaryota, Metazoa, Mollusca, Bivalvia, Ostreida, Ostreidae. The transcript is spliced from 5 exons.
CUGUAUACAUAUUUACGAAAGUUCUUAGACGUAGACGUAGACGUAAAUUCAGACGUCGCGUGGAUUUACGUCUAAAACCGUAUUUACAAAAAAUCGUAGACGUUAAAUUACGUCAUAAUUAAAUGUAAAUCUACGUCUACUGUACCCCUACACUUAUCUUUAUUUACGACUGAGAAAAUGGCAGCCUUCUUACUGGCAAUAGCGAGAGAUCGGAGUUUACGACGACAGCGAUUUUUUCCGGGACCGCACAAACCCCGUAGAUUAUUUCAGCGACAUCGAGCUGAUCCAAAGGUAUCGCUUUCCAAGAGCCACCAUCCCCAAGUUUUCUGACAUGGUUCAAACCCGGUUGGAGAGACCAACGAACAGGUCGAAUCCUUUGCCUGUACCUUCCAUGGUAUUGUCAACUCUGAGAGUCCUGGCAAAAGGCGACUUUCAGUCUGAGGCAGCAGAUAUCCAUGGCAUUUCACAGCCGUCCUUCAGCAGGACCUUCAUGGAUGUCAUAGAUGCCCUUAACUACAGUUUGAGGAACAUCAACUUCCCGUCUGGACAAGCUGACAUUCUCCAGAUCAAGGAAGACUUUUUGAAAGUGUCUAACUUCCCGAAUGUUGUUGGGGCCAUUGAUGGCACGCUAAUUCCCAUCAUUGGAAUGUCUGGGGACGACGAGCACGUAUUUGUGUCUCGGAAAGGAUUUCAUGCCAUUAACAUGCAGGGCAUUGUUACGGCUGACCUGAAAUUCACAAAUAUUGUUUGCAAAUAUGGAGGGGCAACACAUGAUGCCUUCAUACUUGCAAACAGCAGCAUACCCGAGAUGAUGGAGCAGCUACCAGGUGGAGGUUGGCUCCUGGGUGACAGUGGAUAUCCUCUCAGACCCUGGCUAAUGACACCCAUUCUGGCUCCUCAGGCAAGACAGGAGGAGAAGUUUAACAAAAGCCACAUCAAGACUAGGAAUUGUGUGGAGAGGGCCUUUGGGGUCCUUAAGUCUAGAUUUCGAUGUCUGCACAAAACAGGAGGAGCUUUGGCAUACACCCCUGCAAAGUGUGUCAGGAUUAUUGAAUGCUGCUGUCGUCUUCACAACCGAGCCAUUGAAGAGAAGCUUCCUACACCAGUGGCAGGACAAGUCGCCAUCUAUUCCAACAACCACACUGUAAAUACACAAAAUAUUGCCAGUGCUGUAAAUAUUAGGAACAUCAUUGUUAGAAGGUUUUAAUAAAUAUGCCUAUAAUUGGUGCUAUAACAUUUCAAACAGAAAUAUGAUUAAAAAGUAGUUAUACUUGGUAGUGGUUAAUUGAAGGAGGU